This is a messenger RNA of Notechis scutatus (mainland tiger snake), 300 nucleotides long. It is a transcript of the gene S100Z, whose product is annotated as S100 calcium binding protein Z. The record is from RefSeq and is a predicted model, not a curated record. Gene Ontology annotation, molecular function: calcium ion binding; calcium-dependent protein binding. NCBI's taxonomy places the organism in Eukaryota, Metazoa, Chordata, Lepidosauria, Squamata, Elapidae.
AUGCCAUCACAACUGGAGGGUGCGAUGGAUACCUUAAUCAGAGUCUUUCAUCAUUACUCUGGAAAAGAAGGGGACAAAUACAAACUCAAUAAAGGAGAACUCAAACAACUUCUCAACAGUGAACUUACUGAUUUCCUUGCGUGUCAAAAGGAUCCCCAGCUGGUUGAUAAGAUCAUGCAAGAUCUUGAUAUUAACAGAGAUAAUGAAGUGGAUUUUAAUGAAUUUGUGGUUUUGGUUGCUGCUUUGACUGUUGCGUGCAACGAUUUCUUUGAGGAGCAAAUGAGGAAAAAAGGAGAAUAG